AUGAAAAUCACAUCAUCGAUGAUGUCUGCAGUAUAUCGCAAGUCAUUGGUGUUAAGUAACGGUGCAAAACGGGACAACAGUUAUGGAGACAUUACUAACCUAAUGGCUGUCGACUGUCAACGAGUUAAUGUCAAUCGUUUCAAUAAAUUUCUCAAUUUGGAUGAACACAACAACUAUGUUACUAACAAUAAUGACAGCAAUAAUAAUAAUGUUAUUAAUAUUAAUGGGGCAACACUUUCCUGGGACACACAUAAUGAUCAAAUCAAUGGUAAUCUAAAGGAACAUACGUUAAACCAAAUAGAUUUGCAUAUUAGUGAAGGUAUGUUUGUGGCAAUUGUCGGCGAUGUCGGGGCCGGCAAAAGUUCACUGUUGUCGGCAAUUAUCGGCGAUAUGGAGCUCAUUGAUGGCACAGUUAUGAUUAGAUCGGAUGUUCGUUUAGCUUACGUUCCUCAACAGGCUUGGAUACAAAAUGCAACCAUCAAACAGAAUAUAUUAUUUGGUAAACCAUUCAAUGAGGAACUGUAUGACCGAGUGAUAGACAGCUGUACUCUUAGACCUGACAUAAGACAACUUCCUGGCGGAGACAACACAGAGAUCGGUGAGAAAGGCGUAAAUCUGAGCGGCGGUCAAAAACAGAGACUUAGUUUAAGCCGAGCCGUCUAUUCCGGUGCCGAUCUAUAUCUACUCGACGAUCCACUUUCAGCGGUGGACAGUCAUGUGGGAAAACAUAUUAUGAAUGAAGUGUUUGAUUCAAAAACCGGUAUUUUACGAAAUAAAACCCGAUUAUUGGUAACCAAUCAACUGUUUAUGUUAGCCGAUGUCGAUCUAAUUGUUGUACUAAAAAAUGGCAAAAUUGUAUCGACCGGUACUUAUGAACAGCUUUUACGGGACAGUAAUUAUUUCGAGCAAUUGAUUAAACAGUAUUUUAGUGAAUCAGUAGAUGAAAUGGACAGUCAACGAAACGGUAGUAGUUUGAAGACAACUGUUGUUAUCAAUAAUAAAUAUAUUAAAACACAAAAACAUAACGACAUAAUAGUUGCCAAUAAUGAUAAUAAUAAUAAUAAUAAUGAGCAUGCACAAUUAGUUGAUGAGGAGGGUGCCCAAAAUGGACUAAUAACUAUGAAGAUAUUUAUCAAAUAUGUGCGUUCAAUAAACAUUAUGUUUUUGCUGAUUUGUGUACCGGUGCUAAUGUUGAAUACAUCAAUCAACUAUGGGACAAAUUUUUGGUUGGCCUACUGGUCAAAAAUGAUUGCCAGUGGUACCGACACUAGUGGUCCACUAUUUUAUUUGCUAAUAUUUGGCUUAUUUAUACUAGCACAAUUUAUAUUGUUAACAGCUUAUCGAUUUAUUUACGCCAUAAGCAUAAUGCGUACCCUAAUCCGUUUGCACCGUCAACUGUUAGAGUGUGUAAUACAUGCGCCCAUGGCGUUUUUUCAUGUAACACCAUUGGGACGUCUAUUAAAUCGUUUCAAUAAAGAUAUGUUUCUUAUAGACAGACAUUUGCCAAUUAUGUUUAGCCAAAUAAUUGAUUAUUGUCUACAAGCUAUUGGUAUUGUUGUGUCGAUUUCAAUACUGACGCCAAUGUUUUUGAUACCAUUGGCAUUGGCUGUUAUUCUAUACUAUUUUCUACAGAACAUUUAUAUUAAAGCAUCGUGUCAAUUGAAACGUUUAGAAUCUAUCAGCCGAUCGCCAAUUAAUUCACAUUUAGAAGAAUCACUAAACGGUUUAUCAAGUAUUAGAGCCUAUGAUUGUAGCGAUAGAUUUAUAAGCGAAUCGGACAAUAGGAUUGACAAAAAUACUAAGUGUCUCUAUCCGUAUAUUGUGGCCAACAGUUGGCUAUUAAUGCGGCUACAAGUGCUAACCAAUUGUCUUAUAUUAUUUGCCGCACUGUUUGGUGUCAUAUGUAGACAACAGUUGACCGGUUCGGACAUUGGACUGUCUCUCGCAAAUGCCAUUUCAUUGACUGAUAUUUUAGAGUAUUUUAUCGAUUCAUUAGCACAAACUCAAGCAAGUCUUGUGUCGUUUGAAAGAAUCGAUGAAUACUGUUGUUUGAAAACAGAAUCUGAUUGGCAGACAGAAGCCGAUAAAACACAAUUGACUGCUAAAUGGCCAGAAAAUGGUUGCCUCAGGUUUGACGGAUACGGUACUCGAUAUCGUCAGGGAUUGGAUUUAGUAAUCAAAGACAUUGAUAUUGAUAUUAAAUCAGGAGAAAUGAUAGGUAUCGUUGGCCGAACCGGUUCGGGUAAGUCAUCGCUAACACUCGGAUUGUUCAGACUUAUUGAGCCAGCAAUGGGUCGAAUAGUUAUCGAUGGCAUAGAUAUCAGCCAAUUAGGUCUUCAUGAGUUGCGGUCGCGGCUGACAAUUAUACCACAAGAACCGGUACUGUUUUCGGGAACUAUUCGCUCAAAUUUGGAUCCGUUUGAUAGGUUUUCAGAUGACAAUCUCUGGACAGUGUUAGAGCAGUCACAUCUCAAACAGUUUGUAUUGUCGACUGACGCCGGACUCGACCAUCCGGUUACCGAAUCGGGUGAUAACAUGAGUGUCGGUCAGCGACAACUUGUAUGUCUGGCUCGGGCUCUACUAAGACAGUCGACUAUUAUUAUCCUCGAUGAGGCCACGGCUGCCGUCGAUGUAGAAACCGAUGCACUCAUACAGCAAACUAUUAGACAAGAGUUCAAGUCAUGUACUGUCUUAACGAUUGCCCACCGAAUCAAUACAAUCAUGGAUUACGAUCGGGUGUUAGUGCUUAGCGAUGGACGGGUAGCUGAAUUUGACGCACCCAAUCAACUGCUUGAGGACAAGACAACCAUUUUCUACUCACUAGUCAAAGAUGCCGGUGUUAUAUAA
Messenger RNA from Oppia nitens, 2847 nucleotides. RefSeq names its product multidrug resistance protein mrp-7-like. The transcript is spliced from 8 exons. The record is from RefSeq and is a predicted model, not a curated record. Gene Ontology annotation, biological process: transmembrane transport. Bases 1 to 2847 code for a protein of 948 amino acids. Gene Ontology annotation, molecular function: ATP hydrolysis activity; ATP binding; ABC-type transporter activity. Lineage: Eukaryota; Metazoa; Arthropoda; Arachnida; Sarcoptiformes; Oppiidae. Gene Ontology annotation, cellular component: membrane.